AUUUCAAACCGGAAGUGACAACGUCACAUCCUCUCUUGCAACAUGGCGACGACGCAACGUGGACAGCAAGCCAAGUUGACUAAGAAGCAAAAGAUCGAAAAUGCCGUGAAGACGUUUGUUGCGGCUUUCGACUCCAGCGAGGACGAGGGGCCGGAGGAAAUUACCUUUGAGGACGCCAAGGCCGAGGCGCUGCAGAGCGUCGAACAGGCGCUGCAAAGCGCUAGAAGGGAGAAGGAUCUACUGAAGGAGAAGAGAAAGAAGAGGCAGGAACUGUUUCAGGAGCAGAAGAAGAGAAAACUUUUGUCUGAUGAAGUUUUGGAGGAGAUCGAUUCUUCACAAAAGAGCCACUCUGAAGAAGUCCAAGAUGCGUCUGUCACCUCUCAAGAUGAAGAGUUGCACAUCGACAAAGUACAAAAACUGGAGAACUCUCGGAAGCUGAUUGGAAACUACAAGGUGACUGUCAAGCCUAGUGAGUUGGCGGCCUCCCAGCAGAAAAUGGCUGAAGACUUCAUCCAGUCGCGACUGUAUGGACCAGGGAGUCUCCGCACCACAAGCAACCAGCUGCUGUCACUUAACAAUAAGAGAGGCAUAAACAAAAGCGCGGCCGUUGAGUUUACCAAGAAAAAUUGGGCUGAAAAGAGAAAAACCAAAGCCGAGAUGAAGAAGAUGAGGUGGCGCCACAAGCACAUUCCCUCCAGCUGAUUGGCCCCCUGGCUCUUGUGGACACAAAUAUGGACGCUAACGUGACAGGCGGUGUUCAGACUUGAUUGUACAUCACGGGCUUGACUUCUGGACUGAGACUGAAUAUCCCGCACAGGCAGUGAGCAGAAGCCAAUCAAAGCCUUUGCGUUACCUUAGCAACCAGAGCCUGAAAUGUAUGAGAGAGAGUUUCUUCUGGCCAUUGGGUCAUUUUUACCUGUUUUCACCUUGUCCACCCUUUAAAUCAGUUCAAAUAUUGACAGGUUAUUAAUUUUAACUCAAAUGUUUUUUGAGAGACCCACAGAGAAAAGCAUAAUUUGUCAUCUUUAAUAAAAAAAUCUUGUCACCCUCACACAAA
Nerophis ophidion (straightnose pipefish) is the source of this 1057-nucleotide messenger RNA. It is a transcript of the gene nol7, whose product is annotated as nucleolar protein 7. Gene Ontology annotation, molecular function: RNA binding. The record is from RefSeq and is a predicted model, not a curated record. The transcript is spliced from 7 exons. NCBI's taxonomy places the organism in Eukaryota, Metazoa, Chordata, Actinopteri, Syngnathiformes, Syngnathidae. Bases 43 to 702 code for a protein of 219 amino acids. Gene Ontology annotation, cellular component: nucleus.